UCUAGGGUUUUGUCUGGCUUCCAAAAUUAAUCUUGCUUAAAUCUUUGCUCUUUGAGUUGAUGUGUUGCUCAUGUCAGUUUGAUUAUGUCUUGCUCAUGCUACACUAUUCUCCUUGUGGGUCAUUUGUUUGAUAUCCAAUAAGCUAAGGUGAAUAAAUACAUAGAAACAUAUAUAAGAAGCAGAAACUAAUGGUAUUCGAAUUCACAAUCACAUUCUAGUUUGUGUGUGUUUGAGUUGAAGAACGAAAGAUGGAGGCACAAAGUCAUGGUUUCAACGCAGAAUCAUCAGAUAGUAACAAGCUGAUGGUGAAGACAGAGAUGUGCAGGAGAUUCAGAAGGGGCGUGUGCGUUCAUGGAUCGAAAUGCAUAUACGCACACAGCGUUGCGGAGCUCAGACUACAACGCCAACCCAAACAAUGCAGAUUCUUCCUUCAAAACAAACGCUGCCACUAUGGACGCACCUGUCGUUUCCUCCAUUCAUCCACACCACUCAACCCAAACCCGCAACCAGAAGUAGGGAAACUUGAUCGCUACUCUUCUCCAGAAUCCAAGAGAAUGCGAACUUGUGCAGCUGCUCCAAGUGAUGAUGGCUGCUCUUCUGCAGAACAAAGGAUAAUGCAAACUUCUGCUGCUGCUGAUGCUGCUACAAAUGCUUCAACUAGCACUGUGGCAACUAAGAAUGAACCAUCAUAUCCUGUUAAGUUCAUUUUCAAAAACAAUGAUCUACAAAGGAUCAGUCGCAUCUAUGCUGAUUGGAUUUGAGAUCGAUGCACCCUGCUGAGUGGAUAACUAUACCAAAACUAAGCAAUUUUUCUAAAAAUGUAAAAUUCUCAUAUCACUUUGACCGAGUUUGCUUUGAUUAA
Messenger RNA from Glycine soja, 862 nucleotides. Its product is annotated as mRNA decay activator protein ZFP36-like. NCBI's taxonomy places the organism in Eukaryota, Viridiplantae, Streptophyta, Magnoliopsida, Fabales, Fabaceae. The transcript has 3 exons. The coding region runs from base 249 to 761 and encodes 170 amino acids. The record is from RefSeq and is a predicted model, not a curated record. Gene Ontology annotation, molecular function: mRNA binding; metal ion binding.